Ectocarpus sp. CCAP 1310/34 is the source of this 4571-nucleotide messenger RNA. The record is from the annotation of a GenBank genome assembly. NCBI's taxonomy places the organism in Eukaryota, Phaeophyceae, Ectocarpales, Ectocarpaceae.
GUGUGAAGAAAGAGCAGGAUUUGUAUAUUAUGUUUGAUGUUUUUCGCAGUAAGAUGGUGUCGUAUUUUCAGGAAGAGGGUGUAUAUGAUGUAUUAGGGAUCACUGAUGUCAAGGUUGGCAAGAGGGGUGUGGAUCUAGCAGAGCUAAGGGGCAUCUUCGGGACUGAUGUGGUGGACAAGUCGUUGAAGUUGUGGAAUAUUAUCAUCAGCAAGAUUCUAUACCCUCCGAUCCAGAACUUGAUCAUGGCAUGUGAGAGUCCCCAGCAGGGGUGGAAGAUCGUCACGAAUUUCUACCAAGAGAAGAAGGAGUCUGAGAAGACUAGGCUUGAGCAAGAGUGGUUGGCGUUAGAAAUGCGUGAGUCGGAGAACCCACAGGAUUACAUAGCAAGGUCGGAAGCUCUUCGAUUACGUCUUGCCUCAGUAGGAACUAUCAAAGACACAACACAUGCUUACAAGGACGUUGUGCGCGGCCUUCCCCCAUCGUAUGCCGUGCAAAAAGGAAUAUUGCUAGCAAGCGAUGUCGUGACUUUGCAUGCCCUUGAGACUGUGGUGAGGGACGCCCACAUGGAGAUGGAGCGCGAGAGGAGCAAGGAGCAGAGGCGAGAGGCGGAGCUCGCCCUCGUCGCGUCCGGUGCGAGCCGGAGCGGCGGGGGCAAUGGGGGGGCAUCCGGGGGACAAGGAGUAGUCGACGGUCAAGACCGUGAAAUCCGUGAUGGCGAGAGAAACCGUGACGUGUUCGUCGAAGAUCCCACCGGUUUUUGCCGCUACCACCAGUCCGAACUACACACGAACGGGCAAUGCCGUUACCAGCAGCAUCUGCGGCGGACUCGCACGAGAGCAGCCGCCGAGGAUCGCCACGGAGGUGGCGGCGGAGGCCGUGGCGGCGGCUGGAGCCAGCGAGGAGGAAGACCGCCGUCGGGAGCCGGCCGGGGUGGCGGGCGUUGGGCGUACGUUGUGUACUACGCCCACGAUGAUGGUGGCUACUAUGAAGACUAUGGCGACUACGACGACGGCUACUACUACGACGGCGGCUACCACGACGCCGGGUACGCCCACUACGCCGGCGGUGGAGACAGCUACAGCUACCCCUCAGGGCAGUAUGUCAUUGUAGGAGAUGGUCGUCUGCUGAAGGUGAAAGCAAUCGGUAGCAUCAACCUCAGCUUUUUCCAGGAAGGCUCUGCUACCGUAGUACCUUCGAGUGAGAGCGUCCCGCCCACUGGUCCAACCAGUGUAGUACCUGCGAGUGAGAGCGUCCCGCCCGCCGGCUAUGCCGACGUAGUACCUUCUUCGGCUUCCGGUUUUGAGUGUGUGGGUACUUUCCCGGGUAUGGAUCUUGGAGAUACGAGUGUGCUCACCGACGAGCAGCUCAUGGAUGGCUAUGAUGACACCCCAUAUCAAGAUUUUUUCCCCGUAUUUAUCCCAGAGAGUGACGCUGCGAAUGUGGCUGGUGUUUUGGAUAGCAUUGACGGAGGUUCUGAUUUUGACUUGGGUGCGGCCGCGCUUGGCCCUGGUGCGUCCCCGUUCACUCUUGGAUCGACCGAAAAGUCCGUUGACAUCAACCGCUUCCACCGCUCCCUUGCCCACGCUUGCGAGCCUCUUUUGAGAGAAACUGCCCAGCAGAGAGGCAUCGUGCUCACCGGCAAGCUGGAACCGUGCACGGACUGCAUGAAGGCGAAGGGCAGGCGAGCGUCGGUGCCGCGGGGGCCGGGAGCGAGGGCGUCCAAGCCUCUCGGGCGUGUUCACCUGGACCUGUGUGGACCGCUGGUGCCUUCCCUGGGCGGCAACCUCUACCUGUUCGUCGCCGUGGACAGCGCCUCGCGGUGGAACAAAGUCUACGGUCUCCGGCGGAAGUCCGACGCGCUGGCGGCAACGAAAAGGCUGCUGGCGGACGUGGGGCGGUACGACCUCGGACGAAUCGAAUGUUUCCGCGUCGACAACGGCACCGAGUGGACCCGCGGCGAUUUCCGGCGCUUCUGCGACGACAACGGCAUCGGCGUCGAGUUCACCCCGCCCGGCGUCCCGCAGUACAACGGCGUCGUCGAGAGCGCCAUCUGGCGGAUCAUGAAGGCCGGCAUGGCCGCCCGCCGCAGCGCUGGCCGUGUGUUCCACGUCGACUUCGCCUCCAUCCCCGGCCUCGACGAGCGUGGUGACCGUCUUUGGAUGGAAUCGGCGAAGUGGGCCGCCGACGCUCUCAACCAGUCGGCGACCAAGGCCAACCCCGGGCGGCGCUCGCCGCACGAGAUGUUCACCGGCGAGCAGGGGCCGUUCCGCGUGCUGCCGUUCUUCCAGCCCGGCUUCAUGCGCGAGGACCGCCGCACCAAGCUCGACGACCAGGCCACGCUCUGUUACUACCUGAACGGCGGCGACAACCACCCGAGCGGCACCGUCAAGGUCCUCAAGGCGUCCACCGGCCGCGUCGUCUACACCAACAACGUGUCGUGGGUGACGUCGGCGCCAGCCGGCGAGGGGGGUUCCGCUGGUAUCACCGCUGCGCCGACACCCCCCCCGUUCACGCCGCCGGUCGUCUCGAUCAACUUUGGCCCAGCACCGACGCCUUCGACCGCCACACCGCCACCGCCAGCGCCCACGCCGUCGCCCGCUCCCGCUCCCGCUGCCUCUUCGACUCCUGCCGCAACGCCGCCGCCAGCGACCACGCCGCCGCCCGCUCCCACGACUUCACAGCCGCCCUCUGCCACUUCGCCGUCACCGUCGGCGACCCCCGCUCCUGGCAAUCCGUCCUCUGCCUCUCCGCCGUCACCGUCGGCGACCCCCGAUCCAUACCAGCCGCCGCCGCCGCCGGACCCCGCGAUGCCCCCGCUUACGGCUCACGCCAUGCGGCAGCUUCGCCCGGGUACAAAGGCCGAGGGUAUGACAGACCCGCGGCUGCCAAGCCGUACGAGAUCGGGCACGAGGCACAGCACAGGACUCAUCUCGAUGCUAGACAGGAACACUCUGGUGUCGAUGCUGGAGGCUCGGAGCGCGGUGGAUAAGGAGCGCAGGGAGCUGGGGGGGACGGGGGCCGGAGAGCCGGGGGGAACGGGGGCCGGAGAGCAGGCGGGAGCACUCGCAGCAGUGGACCCGGGGGCUGCAGGAGCGGGCUUUCCACUCGCAUUUGCCACGCUCCUCGCCAACCGGGAAGACAUCGACGCCACGCUGCGAGACCAGCGCCCGCCGGAGCAACGCCCUGACCUUCCGCAUUGCCAGGCCAGCGACCUUCGUGUCCCCAAGAGCUACAAAGAGGCCAUGGCGUCGGAGCACCGGCACCUUUGGAGCGACUCUAUGCAAAGGGAGUUUUAUGGCUUGUUGGAAGCGGGGACUUUUACUCCGGCGAAGAUGUUGGCUGCUUUGGCGUGCGAGUUGAACCUCGACUUGUGUCAUUUCGAUGUUGAGCAAGCUUUUGUGCGUUCGGAGUUGGAGGAAGACGUGUACAUGCGUUUGCCGCAGGGAUGUGGAGCUCUAUCAGGAAUGAUUGUAAAACUAGGCAAGAGUCUGUAUGGCUUAAGACAGGCAUCUAGGCAGUGGCAUGCAAUGCUGAAGAGGUGUUUGGUGGCGUUAGGAUUUGAGCAGUGCAUGGCCGAUGCUUGUGUGUUUCGUUUGAUUGAGGAUGGAUGUGUUGUUUUGAUUUUGGUUGUACAUGUAGAUGACAUCUUUGCUGUUGGAGAGAGGGAGAGAUGUGAUAAGUUUGGCGCUGACCUUAACAAGUCCGUGCCAGUGAAGAACCUGGGAGAGUUGAGAUGGUAUUCUGGGUGCUUUUACGAGAGGAAUAAGGAGACCGGUAGGUUGACGAUUUCUCAGCAGACUUUCACGGACGAGCUAGCAGCAGAAUAUGGAGUAGUGGGAGGUAGGAGCGUUCCGAUGUCUUCGGGUGUGAAGCUUUCUGAUUUUGAUGCGGAUGAGGUGGCGACAGAGUUUCCGUUUCGUGAGCUGGUAGGAUCGUUGAUGUGGCUGGCGACUCAGACUAGACCAGACAUUGCGAAUGCAGUAAGGGCAGUAGCUAGGUAUUGCGCAUCUCCGAAGCUGGUACACUGGAAUGCAGCGAUGGAUAUUUUGGGCUAUGCGAGGAGGACGAGUCACUUUGGUAUUUCGUUUCAGAGAGGUACGGUAGAGGGAUUCAGCUUGCAGGGAUACGCUGAUGCGGACUUUGCAAGCAAGGCAGCAGACCGUAGGUCGGUAUCAGGGGGGAUCGUGACGUGUGGAGGAGGCGCUGUGUCUUGGUUUUCCAGAACGCAAAAAUGCGUCACGCUUUCGACGACAGAAGCAGAGUACGUCGCGCUAGGCGACGUAGUGAAGGAGAUUUUGUUUUUGAGGCAGAUUUGGCGUUUCAUGUUGCCGCAGGUCGGCAUGCCGUGCAUCCCCGUCUUCGAGGACAACCAGGGGGCGAUUCAACUAGCGCAGAACCCCAUCUCGAACUCGAACUCGAAGCACAUUGAUGUAAGGCACCAUUUUCUCAGGGAACUGUUAGAGAGGAAGGAAAUUUCGGUGAUUCACGUGCCGUCUCCGCGUACCAGCGUGCAGACUUUCUUACGAAAAGUUUGCCCAAGGAUGCGUUCGAGUCUCACCGUGAUUUUGUGA